Molecule: messenger RNA, 818 nt
Organism: Prunus mume (Japanese apricot)
Lineage: Eukaryota; Viridiplantae; Streptophyta; Magnoliopsida; Rosales; Rosaceae
Source: RefSeq, a predicted model, not a curated record
CGAUCGAUCUCCACCACUUCCAUUUCCAUUCCUAACUUUUCUAUACAAACCCCCCCCUCUCUCUCUCUCUCUCUCUCUCUGAUUACACCCAAAUGUCAGGCCAACAAAUCGAUAGCCACAAAGAAGACGCCGAGAUCUAUCACGGCGAAGCCCUAUGCAAGCAGAAGUCCCACGAGCUGCUCGACAAAAUGAGCCUGCCGCGUGCCCUCCUGCCCUUAGACGAUGUCCUAGAGUUCGGUUACAACCACACCUCCGGAUUCGUAUGGCUCAAGCAGAAGAAGAAGAAAGAGCACCGGUUCCACGCCAUUGGCAAAAUGGUGUCGUACGACACGGAGGUGACGGGCUUCGUCGAAGAGCAUCGGAUGAGGAGGCUCUCUGGGGUCAAAAGUAAGGAGCUUUUGAUUUGGGUCUCGAUUUCGGAUAUCUACGUGGACCCGAAUUCGAAUCCGGAUAAGAUCACGUUCGCCAACGGCACCGGGAUCUCAAGGUCGUUCCCUGUCACGGCCUUUGGGCUUGAAGAAGAAGAGAAGAAUGUUGAUGGGAAAAAAUGAAAGGCUUUUCUCCUUUUGGUCGAAGAAAAAAAAAUUAAAAUAUUGAAUAACUUUAGUUUUUUGUUUUGAAUUCAUUUAAUAUGUGAUUACUUUGUUACACUUUCAUUUCAUUUUCUUUAUUAUUUGUUUUGUAUUGUAUUGGUUGUUUUGGUGUUGAGCUAGGAUGCCCUAUGAUGCAGAAGAAAAACAGAGAGGUGAGGCGGUCAAUUGUUCUCUUUUUUGGAUACAAAGGAUAUUGAAAAGAAGAAUCAAACAUAAGAUUUCCGU